UCCACGUGCCAAUUACAGUAUACAGUUCUGUUUUAGCCGCUAAAGUCAACGGCCUAUAGUGAAGUGGAUUCUGCCGGGCAGCGUCAACACUGACACUCGCCGGAAUCGUGCAUACGAUUAGUCUGGCCACCUUCAAACCGGUUUUCAAAACAAUACGGGAUAUAUCUAGCCACAGAUCAGCCGACGAGAUGCAUUCUUGUCUUCUCUAUCUGAUCGCAGAAUUCUUACGAGCACUCGACGGAGAAACUGUCAACAUUUCCAAUCGUAUCAAGCAUUCUCUACCGUAAAUUACAAUUUCUAUUAAGUAUUGUGAUAUACCCACAGUUUCGGCUGCACUAUUUUGAGUGCUGGAUUUACUUUCCUGUCAUUUUUGCAUCAUUAUCCGGACUGAUCAUGAUGGAAUCACUGGUGAAGCGGCAGAGUAAUAAACCAGCACAGACUGGUUCUCCUAUUACGUUCAACAGCGGCAAUGCCAGCUUUGAAAUCGAUCCCUAUCCCGGUUUCGCUACGCAUGCUAUCCAUUCGGGAUGGGAGCCGCCAGAGCUGGAGUCCGUUGGCUGGACACCAGUUGUACCUCCAAUUUGUCUGUCAACAACAUUUCGCCAGAAUGGUGCGGCUGGUCACCAGGGAUUUCAGUAUUCACGCUGGGGGAAUCCGACCCGGGAAUCCUUAGAGAAAACACUGGCAAAACUGGAAGAUGCGGAUUAUGCGUUGUGUUAUUCUACCGCCAUGGCCGUCGUGGCCAACGUGGCCCAUCUGCUGCGCAGCGGCGACGAGAUCAUCUGCAUGGACUGCGUCGAAUCCGACGUGCACCGCUUCUUCACCCUCAUCGCGCCGGACGGUGGUCUGGUGGUGAAGUUUGUCGACUGCACCGAUCUUCAGCAGGUGCAGGCCGCCCUGUCCGAACGCACCCGGAUGUUGUGGCUUGAAUCGCCUUCGAACCCCACCCUGCGAGUGGUGGACAUUCAAGCGCUGUCCACUUUGGUGAAGAACACCAACCACGACAUCCUGGUGGUGGUGGACAACACCUACAUGUCCCCGUACUUCCAGCAUCCGCUGGAGUUGGGCGCCGAUGUGGUGUAUCAUUCACUGGCCAAGUACAUCAACGGCCACACGGAUACCAUGGGCGGAUGUGCCAUGCUGAAUAACCACGAGAUCCAUGAGCGCCUGAAGUUCCUGCAGAUGGAAAUGGGCGCGGUUUUAUCCCCAUUCGACGCCUUCAUGGUGCAGCGCGGGGUGAAGACCUUGCAUCUGCGCAUGCAGGAGCACAUGCGCAAUGGACUGGCUGUGGCGCGCUUCCUGGAACUGAAUCCCUGCGUGGACAAGGUCAUCUAUCCGGGACUGGCCUCGCAUCCCCAGUACGAACUGAUGAAGAAGCAGUGCAAGGGCUACAGCGGCAUGCUGGCCUUUUACAUCAAAGGCGGGAAACAGGAGGCGUUGACGUUCACACGAAAUCUUCAUUUGUUUAUUGUGGCGGAGAGUCUGGGCGGUGUGGAGAGUCUCGUCAGCCAUCCCGGCACGAUGACCAUGCGGAAUGUACCGGAAGCCGACCGCAUUAAUCUCGGCAUCACCGACAAUUUUAUCCGCGUCUCCGUGGGUUUGGAGAAUAUCGACGAUCUCCUGCGGGAUCUGGAUGGAGCGCUGCGUGCGGCGGUUAUGCGCAACAAAACGGAAGACCGCCACAAUUUAGCGGCAUAAAUUAACGCAGGAUUAUCGGGAAUUGAAAUUGUGUGCUACGCGCUGAUUCUUCCAGUAUUUUACCUGUAACCUAUGGAAAUGGAUUGUCUUUUCGCUUUGAAGUGGUUUUAUGAUUUUAUUCGAGUUAUGUUCGAUAAAUGUUGUCGAACGACAAAUCGUUUAUUUACAGUCAUUGGAAGUUGUCGCACAUUUUAUCGGUGCUUCCUGUUUUGCUCCAGUUUUAUGGAGGUUUUAGUAUUGGCUUGUGCUCACUAAAGCUGAUUUACGUACUAGCUAUCUGUUGUCGGCUAUCGCGCACAUAUGAAUAAAUUAACUGUAUGUAAUAAAAUAUUAAUUUCAGAUAAUGGUUU
This is a messenger RNA of Paramacrobiotus metropolitanus, 2048 nucleotides long. Its product is annotated as putative cystathionine gamma-lyase 2. Gene Ontology annotation, molecular function: cystathionine gamma-lyase activity; pyridoxal phosphate binding. The transcript is spliced from 5 exons. Lineage: Eukaryota; Metazoa; Tardigrada; Eutardigrada; Parachela; Macrobiotidae. Gene Ontology annotation, biological process: transsulfuration. The record is from RefSeq and is a predicted model, not a curated record. The coding region runs from base 394 to 1698 and encodes 434 amino acids. Gene Ontology annotation, cellular component: cytoplasm.